Molecule: messenger RNA, 1605 nt
Organism: Cordyceps militaris CM01
Lineage: Eukaryota; Fungi; Ascomycota; Sordariomycetes; Hypocreales; Cordycipitaceae
Product: Major facilitator superfamily transporter
Exons: 3
Coding region: 1-1605 (534 amino acids)
Biological process (GO): transmembrane transport
Cellular component (GO): membrane
Molecular function (GO): transmembrane transporter activity
Source: RefSeq, a predicted model, not a curated record
AUGGACGACAAGAUCACGCCCGCCGGCACGGCUGACCCCUCAGACAACGAGAAGCAGCAGAUUGAAAACGUCGAAUACACCGGGCACGACGCCGGCGCGACCAGCACCGCCGCGUACACGGGCCUCGCCGCCGUCGCCGCCGCCCACGGGCUGCAGAUCCCGCACAACAUGGACCCGGCGCGGCGCGCCGUCGUCGAGAAGAGCCUGAAGCGCAAGCUCGACGCGCGGUGCUCGCUCUUCGUGCUCAUCUACAUCAUGAACUACCUCGACCGCAACAACCUGGCGGCGGCGCGGCUCAAGGGCCUGCAGGAGGACCUGCGUCUCGACGACACGCAGUACGCCACGUGCCUCAGCAUCCUCUACGUCGGCUACAUCCUCAUGCAGGUGCCGUCCAACAUGUUCAUCAACCGCAUCCAGCGGCCCUCGCUCUACAUUGCCGGCGCCAUGCUGCUCUGGGGCAUCAUCAGCACCCUCUCCGGCAACGCCCAGGGCUUCGGCAGCAUGGUCGCCAUCCGCUUCCUGCUCGGCUUCAUCGAGGCCGCCUUCUUGCCCGGCGCCCUGCUCAUCCUCUCCAAGUGGUACACCCGCCGCGAGCUGACCAAGCGCAACGCCCUGCUCUUCUGCGGCAACCUCAUCUCCAACGCCUUCUCCGCCCUCGUUGGCGCCGGCGUCUUGUCCAACAUGAAUGGCGUCCUCGGCCACCCGGCCUGGCGCUGGCUCUUCUGGAUCGAGGGUGCCGCCACGUGUGCCAUUGCUAUUGCUGCGGCGUUUAUCCUCCCCGAUCUGCCGCACAACACCCGCGGCUUCACCGAGGAGGAGUGCUUGGUCGCCCAGCUGCGCAUUGUCGAGGAUGUCGGUGAGCUCGACACGGAUGCCAACAUGGGGCCAACGGAAGGCCUCAAGAUGGCGCUCAAGGAUGUCAAGAUCUAUGUCAUGAUGUUGACCUUUACUUCCUACGUCGUUGGCUUGUCAUUCAAUGCCUUCUUCCCCAGCUUGACCCAGACACUCGGCUUCAAUUACGUUCCUACUCUUCUCAUGAGCGCCCCCCCAUGGGUCUUUGCCUGCUUCGUCUCGUACGCUGUCGCUUGGAACUCGGACCGCACCCAAGAACGAUUCUGGCACAUUGUCUGCCCCAUGCUCGUCGGCAUCGUUGGCUUCGUCAUCUGCAUGUCCACGUCCAACGUGCCGGCCCGGUACAUUGCCCUCUUCCUGCAGACGAGCUCCUACGCCGGCUACAUUGUCUUUUACUCGUGGAUCGCCUCGUCCUUCCCGCGCCCGCCCGCCAAGCGCGCCGUCGCCAUUGCCAUCAUCAACGCCUUUGCUCAGCUCGGCAACGUCGCCGGCUCCUACGUCUGGAGCCUCAAGGAACACGGCUACCGCAAGAGCUACGCCAUUGUGCUCAGCAUGUUUGGCGUCACCAUCUUUGGCGCCUGGAUCGUCCGCCUCAUGCUCAUCAGCCUCAAUAAGCAGCUCGAGAAGAGCGAGGCCGCCGCCGACGAGGCUGAGGCUGCGUCCACCUCGGGCGGUGCCGCUGGCGCCGUCCAGAUCCUCAACAGCCCCGACGAGGCCCUCCAGAUGCGCAAGGGCUUCCGGUACCUCGUCUAA